UAUUAAUCAGUGAUACCAGGUAGUUAUCAUAAUGGCGGAAAAAGUGAAAAAGUUUUUUAAUAUAAAGAGGUUGAACAGUCAAAGAGGUUUUAAUGACCUAACACCUUCUCCUACUUUAGAGCCUCAAACCAGCCCACCGACUUUUAAACAAGCCAUGCAAAAUUCGUCUAAAACCAAUAAUAAUUCUUCUACAACGAAUUUGAUACCCAGGAAAAUGUCUGCGGGCGGCAUCAAAGAACUCGUGCAAUGCUCUUUGUGUCUGGAAGUACUCAGCGAACCAAAAAUGUUGCCAUGUCAACAUACAUUUUGUUUUACAUGUCUCAAAACAUAUGUGUCAGAUUUACCGGUUAUUUCGUGUCCCAUCUGUCGUACUAGAAUACAAAUUCACGGACCGAGCUUUGUAGAAGAUUUACCAUCGAAUCUUUACAUAGAUACAUUAUUGUCUAUGAUCGGUGUGAGUGUCACCCCGAAGACGGAAACACCCCCAGUCACACCAACGAAUAUGAGUUCUGUUGAAUUGUUUGCUGCUGGUAUAAGAUGUAGCCACUGCAGGUCCAUGUGUGAUAAUUCCGAUAUGUCCUCGUGCGAACAUUGUAAACAGAACUAUUGCCGUGUUUGUUGGUCGCAACAUUUGGAAGACAUGCGUUCACAAUUGGGAUCAAUCUUGAAAGAAUUGAAUUCAGCGGCAAAUAGAUUAGACCAUAAAACGGAACAUCACAAGGACCGUUGCGAUCGAAUUAUAGAACAAAUAAACGUUACAGCAGAGGAGAAGAUAAAUGCUAUUCUGGAAGCCAAAAUGGAGUUGUUAAAAGAAGCAAAAAACUUAAAAAAUAUUGGAGAUAUGUCCGCAUUAGCUCUGAAAUCGUCUUUGAAUGAGGCUUGUCUAGUAGCAACUAAUGCUAUGGACGUUACCCGGAAUACCAGCGAUCGUGAAAAGGUGAUAACUUUUAUGAACUUACAUGAAAACACACUACAACUGUUGUCGGAAGUUUCCAAAUGGGAUUCAGAUAAAUUUGCAUUCGACAAAGAGAACUUCAGCAUUGAAUCAGAUACUACAACUCCAUGUGACGCGGAAUCAGACGAUCCUGUACCUGAGGCUGCCAAACAGUAUGACCCAAUGGAAAGUGAGGGAAGUCUGAUACUUCAUUACAGAUCCCGCAACUUCGAUCCCCAUUAUAUUUGGCGGAAAACAUCACGCCCUGCAGGAAUAGGGGUGAGUCCUUGGAAUAAUCACCUCUACAUCUGUGGGAUGGACAGCCACUGUGUGCUGGUAGUAGAACGGACACAGGCCAAGAUUGUCACCAGACUGUCUUGUGAUGAGAUGCUUUGUCCAGUACAGAUUGCCUUCAUGAAGAGCCUGGGCGAGAUUUAUGUUACAGAUAAAUGGAAACAUUGUAUCCAUGUGUUUUCCAAAGACGGUGAUUAUGUAAGAUCUAUCGGUCAGAAAGGAAGUCGCGGGGGUAUGUUCCGUUCACCGGAAGGGAUCGCCACAGAUAAUGCAAAUCAUCAUAUUUACGUCGUUGAUACCGGAAAUGAUCGAGUACAGGUAAUCGAUGCUGAUGGCAAAUUCUUGGAUCAAUACGGAGUAGCUACAAAACCACAAGCAAUACUAACAUCGAGCCUAUGGGAGACAAAAGAUAUGAUCUGUACAGAAUUCAAUGCACCAACCGCUAUCGCCAUCACAAACGAUCGCGUUAUCAUAUUAGAUAGUGGAAACCGUAGAGUCAAAGUGUAUAACAAGCAAGACAAGAAUAAGAUCUUGGAGUUCGGCUCGUUGGGUCAGAGAAAGGGGCAGUUCAGACAGCCAGAAGUUCUAGCUGUUGAUCCAAUGGGUUUUAUCCUUGUAGGAGAUUCGGGUAAUUGCAGGGUCCAAGUUUUCAAGCCUAGCGGUCAAUUGGUAAGAGUAUUUGGAAGACUCGGCACAGAUCCUGGGAAGUUUGGGUGGAUUUCUGGUUUACAUGUCACUAAGCAAUUAGAUAUUAUUGUCAGCGAUGCAAAGAAUCAUAGUGUAAAUUUCUUCUAGUUAGUCUAAUAAAGCAUGUAUAUUUUAAUAGAAGUGUACAUAUGAAAACAAAAGAAUGUCAGUUUUUUAAGUAAAUUUAUAAAUGCAGCAAGAACUGACAGGGAAACUGAUUUUACUUGAUACGACUAAAA
Messenger RNA from Vanessa tameamea, 2154 nucleotides. RefSeq names its product RING finger protein nhl-1-like. NCBI's taxonomy places the organism in Eukaryota, Metazoa, Arthropoda, Insecta, Lepidoptera, Nymphalidae. Gene Ontology annotation, molecular function: metal ion binding; protein binding. The record is from RefSeq and is a predicted model, not a curated record. The coding region runs from base 32 to 2023 and encodes 663 amino acids. The transcript is spliced from 9 exons.